Molecule: messenger RNA, 2019 nt
Organism: Olea europaea var. sylvestris
Lineage: Eukaryota; Viridiplantae; Streptophyta; Magnoliopsida; Lamiales; Oleaceae
Product: VAN3-binding protein-like
Exons: 7
Coding region: 337-1761 (474 amino acids)
Biological process (GO): auxin-activated signaling pathway; leaf vascular tissue pattern formation; phloem or xylem histogenesis
Source: RefSeq, a predicted model, not a curated record
AGUGUAACGGUAUGGAUAAGCUUAGGCUAAUCCGUCAAUCUAUGAUUAUAUUUACUUGGGAGGUCUUAUGAAGGAAUUGGAUGGGAUAAGAUUCGAUUGUGUCAUCCAAGAAAUUUGUAUAGUUGCACUUUCAAGACCCGAAUAUGCUAUCCACAUCAUCGAAGAAAUCUUAUUGACCGCAGCAAAAACCUUUUGAAUCUUUUGACCAAAGAGUUCACAAGGAGCUAAGCCUAUACAAAAAAUUUCCCCCACCUACUCUAUAAGAAGGAAGUUUCUCUCGAUCAAAAACUGAACCAUCUCUACUGUCUAUACUCCAUACCAAUCUACAUUUUUUAUAUGCAUAACACAAUGGACUUGCUAUGGGCCGAGAAGAACUCCACCGGCAGCCAAGUUCAGCUGCCGGAAAGCCCAAGAGGGCCCAUGGAAUUUCUCUCAAGAUCAUGGAGCGCCUCAGCCUUGCAAGUGUCCAAGGCAUUAGCUCCUUUAACUCCAUUAAUGUCACUACAAAAAAAUGCAGCAUCGGCUAGCAAUGCUCAUCUUGCCAUGCCAGAAAAUAUUUCCGGGGAAGAAGAGGAAUCUGCCAAGCUUUCGGGAAACACAUUCUCUUUUGCUUCUUCGACAACUUCUCAACUAGUCCUCGAACGCAUCAUGUCUCAAUCGGAAAUAUCACCACUAACAUCUGGAAGACUGUCUCAUAGCAGUGGGCCUCUGAAUGGCUGUUUGACAGAAGAAACAGACAGCCCUCCAAUUUCUCCAUCUGAGGAGUUUGAGGAUGUUGUUAAGUAUUUACGUGUAAACAACACAAUACAACCCCUAUUCACCGGAACGCAGAGUGGCUAUAGUGGCGCCGCAGCUGGUGGCCCUAGCACUCCUCGCUCGAAGACAGUCGGAAGGUGGUUAAAGGAAAAGGGAGAGAAGAAGAAAGAAGAGAUGAGGGCCCAAAAUGCUCAGCUCCAAGCGGCUGUUUCAAUAGCCGGGGUGGCUGCAGCAGUGGCUGCAAUAGCAGCAGCCACCGCAAAUGCAUCUUCCAAAGGUAAGGAUAAGCAGAUGGCCAAAACCGAUAUGGCUGUGGCUUCAGCCGCUAGUUUGUUGGCUGCGCAAUGCGUGGAGGCUGCAGAAGCUAUGGGAGCCGAUUACAAAAACCUCAUGUCGGCCAUUAGCUCUGCUGUCAAUGUCCGUAAGCACGGCGAUAUAUCAACACUUACUGCUGCUGCAGCCUCAGCGCUGCGUGGAGUAGCUACCUUGAAGGCAAGAGCCCUGAAGGAAGUGUGGAAUGUUGCAGCAGUUAUUCCUGUAGACAGAGGACUUUCCUUGGGCAAGACACAUGAUAGCAGCAGUAACAAUUCUGAGGAAUUAGUUCCUGAAGAGAAUUUUCUGGCUGCUUGCAAUGAAGAACUACUUGCUCGUGGUAGCGAACUUCUCAAAAGAACGCGAACAGGCGAUCUACACUGGAAAGUUGUAUCCAUAUAUAUUCAUCGAACUGGAAAUGUGAUGCUGAAGAUGAAAAGCAAAUACGCAGCAACUACGAUAACUAAGAAAAAGAAGAAUGUGGUGUUGGAGGUUUGUAAAGACUUACCGGCAUGGCCUGGGAGGCACUUGUUCGAGGAUGGAGAGCAGAGACGGUAUUUUGGACUGAAGACACAAAUGCGUGGCAUUGUUGAGUUUGAAUGCAAGAAUCAAAGAGAAUACGAGAUGUGGACACAAGGCGUUUUGAGGCUUCUUUCUAUUGUUGCUGAAAGAAAAAGAAAGCAUCAGAAAUAGCAAAAUGCAUCGGGUUCUACCUCACAAAAACCUGUACUACAAUGCCAGAUAUCAAAUUACACGAUUUCAUGUAGUAUUUGGUUCAGAUUCAGAUACUGAUUUGCUUUUGCUCUCGUUUCGUGUAAUGCUAGGUAUCAACGUAGAUUGCUAAGAAAUUCCAUGUGUGUGAUCUCAUUUCUUUGAUUAUUCCACGGGAAUAAGAUCGAAUGAGAUUGAAUAUAAUGUACGAUCUAUUACAUGAAUUAAUUUUCGAAACAA